This is a messenger RNA of Mycotypha africana, 2826 nucleotides long. RefSeq lists its product as uncharacterized. The transcript has 2 exons. NCBI's taxonomy places the organism in Eukaryota, Fungi, Mucoromycota, Mucoromycetes, Mucorales, Mycotyphaceae. The coding region runs from base 354 to 2732 and encodes 792 amino acids. The record is from RefSeq and is a predicted model, not a curated record.
CUCUAUCGUACCAAAUCAAAAGCUUCCUAUGCUCUUUCUCUUUUCUCUCUCCAAUAAUCACUUUUACAUUCAGGCGGCAGACGUUGUCUAAAUCAGAGAGCGAUUUAUCAUUUAAUGAGUUCGACUCCGAGAUCUUUGAUUUAGAAAAAAGAAUCGAACAGUUGAAUGACGAUAAAAUCGAUCAUUCCUUCAUAAAAUACGUUAAAAAAACGGUACCGGCGAUUAUCCACAAGCUGCCGGAACAGCAGCAGAGCAACAAUAGCACCAACAGCAAAAUUUCCUCAACCUGGAAAACGCCUUAUUUGGUUCGACACGCCAUUCACCCCUAUUUGUCUUAUACACUAACUACGCCCAUGCUUUGUAUAUACCAUUACAUUGAAGUAAUCUUUCAAUUUGGACAAAAGUUUGAAGAAAUCAAAAUGAAAGUACCUGUCAUUGUUGCUUCAAUUCCAGUCCAGAAUAGUCUACCUAGUUCCGAGAUGAUUAAAUAUACAUUUGAAGAAAAUCGGCGGGCAGAGUACUUGGAAUAUAGUUUAGAGAAUAGUACUGGAUCCCAGUUGACCGUACAACAGCAGAAAUAUAGCAGGAGAUCUCAGGAGCAUCAGCGGCAACAACAACAAUUCGUGACUUCCGAUUCAUUGCCAGUGCAAACAUGGCAUAGCAAUAACAACAUUCAUGAUGGAAACAACAAAAUAAGUCGUGGCUCACAAAUUUUACAAGAGAAGCUUGCGCAGUUUGCUAAUGAUAAUAGUGGUACCAGCAGCAACAGAAUUAGACAUGAACAUAUUGACAGGAAGAAAAACAACUGUACAUUUAUCGCUUCCAGUAAAAUAAACCCCCAAAAGAAACACGAUGAUCUUCAAAGUUUGCCUAGAAUAGCUGUGUAUUCUUCUGCAACAGAGUCGUUAACAGCACAAGGUCAAUUGAGGAAAAUUGCGUCGGCACAGGAUCUAAGCAUAAACAGGGAUUUGGGAGGUAAUAUUCACCAAUCUAGCAAUAUGAAUGAUGAAAAGAUUGAAAUAAACGAGGAGCGACCUAGAACUGCUACACCUACCAUGAGAAGCGGACAUCAAUGUUUAUCGAAUAAAAAAAAGCCCUUGCUACAACCUAUCGAUGUAUAUUUAGCUAAUGGCGGCAAGAAUUUCGGUCGAACAUUACACUUGACGGAGCGUCCUUUACCUCCCGUACCAGGCAGCAGCAAAUACGAAAUGAAUUUCUACUCUCGUUCUUCUGAUGAUAUAUUAGUUACUAAUCGACGUGGUGAAGUACAGCAGCAACGACAAGGGCUAGCAUUUGGAAUUGGAGCGGCAGCAAUAACUAACAAAUUUUGGCAAAGCUAUGAUAAUAACAUCAAUGUGAAAUACCAACAACAAGAGAUUAGCUCUUUACAUAACGAUUCUGAUUUCAGCUCAUCUUCAGUAACAAUUUCUAUCACCAACAGAAGUAAUGAAGACGAUGGUGUUCCCAGUCUACAAUCGCGACCUCCUUCACCCGCAUUCUGCCCAGCACCUGGUUUACCUGCUACCAUCGCGUUGAGGCCGCAGCAGCAGGAUCAUCCCAUAAGAGCUGUCGAGGAAUGGUUCCCACCUCUUCCGAAUGACGCUACAGGAAUGUUAAGCGCUACUAAUGGUAAUUUGACUGGUGAUAACAGGGAAGAAUUCAUAACUAUCUCCCCGACGAUAAACACAAUCGCCUCUUCAACUGUACUGUCACCGAAUGCUGCUCUUGCCUAUUAUAAUAACAAUGGUAUUGCUCAACAAGAACAACAAAAACGAUUCGCUUUGUCAACGAUUUCGUCACUAAUAAAUGAUCCGUUGCAACGCUUGAGCCCUUCUCCGUCUUUGACAUCCUAUAAUAACAAUGUGGUUUAUAACAGCAGCCACCAAAAUAGCUGCAAUAUCAAUAAGAACAGUGUACACUCUACUAUGAUGUCGUUAGCGACAGUACCAAAAAGGAUGCGCUCCUCAUCUUCUGUUGACCCUGAUAUGCAGCAAUUUUUUAUAAAAACUACCGCUAUGGAUCAUUAUCCUUUGACUAGCAACAAUGACAAUAUACGCCCGAUGCACAUCCCUCAUUCUCCUUCGACGAUCCAUCGUUUUAAACAUGAACAAUUACCUCCUCUACCAUCGAAAGCAAGCAACAGCAGUAGUAGUAUGAGCAUUACAACCCCCAGUAGCUCCUUCAGACAUCAAAUCCGCGAUAACAACAUUAACCCUUCGGUCUCCAAGGAUGAAGAAAAUGUAAAUAAACGAUUAACACUGAUCUAUUUAGAGGAUAGUGAUGAGGAAGAAGAGGAAGCGGACACAGAAUCAACCAAAGGUAGCAAAGAAGAAAAGAAGCAUGGCACAGCCAACUUAAUCAUGAAUAACAAUGAGAACAGUGUUUUAGAAGAACAGCCUCCUCGGCAAUCAUUCCAACUUACACCAACUUGUAUACCACCGAGACGCGCAUCAUCUUUAGGAAUUCCUAAUAAUAUACCACUACCUACAACUAGUCCUACUUUUAUUAAUAAUAUACAUAAUCAAACAACAUCUAUCACUGCAACUACCAAUACUAAUACCACCGCUACAACAAUGAAUCAUCUUAUUGAUGAUGGCAGAAGCAUCGAUACAGAGGAAGAAUCAAACAAACUUGAACUUUUUGAGAACUUGACACCACCGGAAUUGCCUAGAUUAUCCUUUGGGAAUGACUUUAGUAAAGAUUUUGGUUUAUCAUUAGGGUUGAAUUUUUAACCCUCUUUAUAAAAAUGAGAAAAAAAGUAUUAAUAAAAAUUAAUCACAAUCUGAGAUGCGGAUCUAUUGUCGCAUAUCGAACGACUAUCUUCGA